Messenger RNA from Setaria italica (foxtail millet), 982 nucleotides. RefSeq names its product abscisic acid receptor PYL2. Lineage: Eukaryota; Viridiplantae; Streptophyta; Magnoliopsida; Poales; Poaceae. Gene Ontology annotation, molecular function: protein phosphatase inhibitor activity; abscisic acid binding; signaling receptor activity. Gene Ontology annotation, cellular component: cytoplasm; nucleus. Gene Ontology annotation, biological process: abscisic acid-activated signaling pathway. The coding region runs from base 47 to 667 and encodes 206 amino acids. The record is from RefSeq and is a predicted model, not a curated record. The transcript has a single exon.
ACACACACACACGUACACACGAGACAGAGAGCGCGACUGCGCGAGCAUGGAGGCGCACGUAGAGCGUGCGCUGCGAGCGACGCUGACGGAGGCCGAGGCGCGGGCACUGGAGGGCACGGUGCAUGAGCACCACACGUUCCCUGGCCGCUCGCGCGCCGGCGCCGGCGCGGCGGCGGCGGCGGCGACGUGCACGUCGCUGGUGGCGCAGCGCGUGUCGGCGCCGGUGCGCUGCGUGUGGCCCAUCGUGCGCAGCUUCGGCAACCCGCAGCGGUACAAGCACUUCGUGCGCACCUGCGCGCUCGCCGCCGGCGACGGCGCCAGCGUCGGUAGCGUGCGCGAGGUCACCGUGGUGUCGGGCCUCCCGGCCUCCAGCAGCACCGAGCGCCUCGAGGUGCUGGAUGACGACCGCCACAUCCUCAGCUUCCGCGUCGUCGGCGGCGACCACCGCCUCCGCAACUACCGCUCCGUCACCUCCGUCACCGAGUUCCAGCGCCAGCAUCCCGCCGGCGGCCCGCCGUACUGCGUCGUCGUCGAGUCCUACGUCGUGGACGUGCCCGAGGGCAACACCGAGGAGGACACCCGGAUGUUCACCGACACCGUCGUCAGGCUCAACCUCCAGAGGCUCGCCGCCGUCGCCGAGGAGUCCGCCGGCGGCGGUAGGAGCUAGCUCCGAUCCUGAUCGUUCCGUUCGUGAUGGUGGGCGCCCCAGCGCCGCACGGGGCUGACUUUCCACGGUGGCGCGAGUACCAGAGCGGCGCCGUCGUUGUUGUUGCUCUCAGUCUCCUUUUUUGUUCUUUUCUUUCCUUUUUUUUUUCAGUUUUUAUCUUCCUCUUUUCUAGCCUUUCGUUCUCGUGUAUAAAAAAGGCCUUUUGUUGCGGCGCAAGAAAGCCUACUUCUGUAACGCAUAUCUUUGUCCGUUUCUCUCUCUAGCUGCCUCUUCGCAGCUGUUUAUUGAAAUCCGGAUUGCGGACUGCUACAUGCA